This is a messenger RNA of Desarmillaria tabescens, 1134 nucleotides long. Its product is annotated as kinase-like domain-containing protein. Gene Ontology annotation, biological process: peptidyl-serine phosphorylation; regulation of mRNA processing; spliceosomal complex assembly. NCBI's taxonomy places the organism in Eukaryota, Fungi, Basidiomycota, Agaricomycetes, Agaricales, Physalacriaceae. The transcript has 6 exons. Gene Ontology annotation, cellular component: cytoplasm; nucleus. Bases 1 to 1134 code for a protein of 377 amino acids. Gene Ontology annotation, molecular function: protein serine/threonine kinase activity; ATP binding. The record is from RefSeq and is a predicted model, not a curated record.
AUGCUAUCUGGCGUGCGCCGUUUUCUCCCUACUGGAUUGUCGAAGAAAUCUUCCCCCAAACUUGAAGUGCUUUUGUACUUCGCUCAAGAAGGAAACGUUCUUCAACAGCGAUAUUCUCUUGUACGCCAGUUAGGAGAAGGUUUUGGAAGACGUUCUACAGUGUGGCUCUCUAAGGACUUGGUAACCGGGAACGACGUGGUGCUCAAAAUAACUGGCGCGGACUCGACGGAUGCAGGAAAGUAUUCACAGCUUGAGGCCGUUUUUCUCGACAAGGUUCGUCAAGUGCGCAACACAACCGAGCAACAACAUGUUAUUCACAUGCUGGACCACUUCCCUCUUAUCAGUGCCCACGGUCUCCACUGUUGCCUCGUCCUUGAGCCUCUUGGCCUAUCCAUAGAAGAACUAACUCGGCGGACGUUGCCAAACAAGUUCCCUAUACCUAUGUGCAGACAGAUAAUCAAGCAAACUUUGUUGGGUUUAGAUUACCUCCAUCGUCGAUGCGGGAUAGUUCAUACGGACUUGAAACUGGACAAUUUUCUCUUGCGCCCGAGCGACACCAGAGGGAUUCCCACUCUAGGAGGUUCGAAUUCACUGAAGAUUGAUUUAUCGCAGGUCUCUCUCGGGCCAUCUGCAGUUGUCAUAAGUGACCUUGGUGUCGCCAGUCAUAUAGAAAAACCGUUCAAAGGGGUCAUACAGCCUUUCGCUCUGCGCGCCCCAGAGGUUUAUUUAGGAAUACCGUAUGGUUCAUCCGCCGAUAUAUGGAGCAUGGGCUGCCUAUCAUUCCAACUUGUCACGUAUUGCUGGCUCUUCAACCCCAAAGCAGGAGCCCGGUGGUCACAAGACGACGAUAUUCUAGGGCAAAUGGUGUCGCUCAAUGGAGUUGAAUCAUUCCCAGUCGAUGUCUUGGCCCGCGGAAAGUUUAGUGAUAAGUAUUUCGACAAGUUCGGCAACCUUCGUGGAUACAACGUCGGAGCGGAUUCUAUCCAAAACAUGCUAGAUUCACGCUUUCGCUUGCAACCUGAGGAUGAACCCGAGCUUUUCGCUGAUAUGCUUUCUCGCAUGCUCCGCCUUCGUCCUGAAGAUCGAGAGUCGGCUUCAGAACUGCUCAGCCACCCUUGGUUACGAGAUGCUUAA